Racocetra persica is the source of this 233-nucleotide messenger RNA. NCBI's taxonomy places the organism in Eukaryota, Fungi, Glomeromycota, Glomeromycetes, Diversisporales, Gigasporaceae. The record is from the annotation of a GenBank genome assembly.
CCUUAAUUAUGUUAAAGAUGGUAAUAAUCUGCUAGAUUGUGGUGGUGAGCACCAUACUGAAAUUGAUGUUAUUGUAAAGACAUGCUUCUAUAUUAUAAAUGGAUUACAAAAUGGAACUGGAGAGUCAUUUUGUCCUUUGAGUCUAUCUAUGGUUUAUGAAAGAGGUCGAAAGUGUGAUAUUAGAUUUUUAAGUUCAACCGGUAUAGCUAUUCCAACCAAAGCAAUCGAAGACC